Molecule: messenger RNA, 579 nt
Organism: Saccoglossus kowalevskii
Lineage: Eukaryota; Metazoa; Hemichordata; Enteropneusta; Harrimaniidae
Product: battenin-like
Biological process (GO): lysosome organization; regulation of intracellular pH
Cellular component (GO): membrane; lysosome
Source: RefSeq, a predicted model, not a curated record
UCCACAUCUGAAGCAACACUACUGUCACCAAGGCAACAUAGAUUUGAAUGUAAUCCCAUGUCUACUGGGGUGAUCUUAUUGGCUGAUAUUUUACCUGGGCUUAUAGUCAAGGCAACAGCUCCAUUCUUCCAGCAUAGGAUUGCGUAUAGUAUCCGUAUUGCUGUCUGUAUUUUGUUUAGUACUGCAAGUUUACUCAUAGUUGGUCUAACCAAACCUGUCUGGAUUAAUCUUAUAGGUGUUGCCUGUGCAAGUAUUGGUUCAGGAUUUGGUGAGGUCACAUUUCUAAGUCUGACAGCAUUAUAUGAUAAGAAUGUUGUUUCUACAUUUUCGUCAGGCACAGGAGGUGCUGGAAUAUUUGGUGCUUUAUCCUACGCUGGUUUAACAGAAAUUGGCAUUACACCAAAACACACUGUUUUAAUAAUGUUAAUUGUACCUGUUAUUCAAACAAUUAGUUAUUGGGGUUUACUGACAAGACAUCCAAGUAAUGUUAGGUCUGCCAAUCAGGAAGAUGUCCAACCUUUAAUGGAAGGGACGAUAACACCUACAUUUACAUUCACAGAAAAAAUGAAAGUUGUCAAG